CCUUUAAAAAAGAUCCUCCCUCCCCCCUAGGAAGGCACCCAAGCCCUUAAACUAGUAUUCUAAGCUUGCCAGCCAUGGCUUCCAACAAGCUCUCUGCCAGCAUUCUAGUCAUCUCUCUCCUUUGCUACUCGACAGUCUCGACCGCUUGCGGUGGAUGCAAGCCAAACCCGUCUCCUCCGCCGGAGUCUUGCCCGAAGGACGCGUUGAAGCUCGGAGUCUGCGCCAACAUUCUCGGACUCAUUCCCAUUGCCAUCGGAUCCCCUCCUACGAGCAACUGCUGCGCCUUGCUCGAAGGCUUGGCUGACCUUGAAGUUGCCCUUUGUCUUUGCACUGCCAUUAAGGCCAAUGUGCUUGGAAUUAACUUGAACGUGCCUAUUGCACUUAGCUUGAUUGUUAGUGCUUGCCAAAAGUCAGUUCCUCCUGGCUUCCAAUGUAAUUAGGAAAUUAAGGGCUCUGGUGAUCAUCAGUUUGUUCUGGACUACUGUGUUCUUUGUUAGCUUUCAAGGUGUGUUUCUUGUUGUUGUUAUUGGUGGGUUUGUUUUCUUUUUGCUUUUUCCAUUGGGUAAUGUGUGACUUUGUUCAAAUAACUUGGCAAAGCUUUUUUGCCUUAAUUAAUGUGUGUUUUUUAGAAAUUCAUAUAUUUUCAGACUAUGCAUUUGUUCA
Messenger RNA from Alnus glutinosa, 663 nucleotides. Its product is annotated as 14 kDa proline-rich protein DC2.15-like. The record is from RefSeq and is a predicted model, not a curated record. The transcript has a single exon. Bases 75 to 440 code for a protein of 121 amino acids. Lineage: Eukaryota; Viridiplantae; Streptophyta; Magnoliopsida; Fagales; Betulaceae.